Fusarium sp. VM40 is the source of this 519-nucleotide messenger RNA. Lineage: Eukaryota; Fungi; Ascomycota; Sordariomycetes; Hypocreales; Nectriaceae. The record is from the annotation of a GenBank genome assembly.
AUGGCGUCGUUUGUGAGAUACGCGCUUGAGCGCAGGGCGGAUGAUAGUAGCGAGACCUGGACCGAUGACGAUAACGACGAUGUGUAUUGGUGGUAUAGUAAAGAGGGAUACAUUGUCAAGUGGACUAUUCUCGCGGUUAUUGUUCUUCUAUUCACACUCUGGAUUGUCGGUGGUUACUGGCAUGCGAAGAAGAGGAUCCAAAAGGGUCUGCGACCACUAGCAUAUCAUCGAUGCUUCGUGAGUAGGAGCAUGAUGGCUCAGGUCGAUCCCAGAUACGCAUACCCUCCAAAUGGAUACUACUAUCCUCCACAACAGGGCUAUGGAAACUACGGCCAGCCCGGCGGAUAUCCCAUGCAGAGCAUGCCUCCUCCACCAGUCUACGAUCCGUCACGACCGCCUAUGUACGAAGACCCCCCGAACAACGGCUCCAAGAUCGAUCCGGCACAAGGACAACCAAGACAGCAAGAUGGGCCAGCAGAUUAUUACGCUCCUCCUUCAGGGCCGCCGCCUCCGCGAUAA